Messenger RNA from Pterocles gutturalis (yellow-throated sandgrouse), 1609 nucleotides. It is a transcript of the gene CD36, whose product is annotated as CD36 molecule (thrombospondin receptor). Gene Ontology annotation, cellular component: caveola; cytoplasm; cell surface. Lineage: Eukaryota; Metazoa; Chordata; Aves; Pterocliformes; Pteroclidae. Gene Ontology annotation, biological process: amyloid-beta clearance by cellular catabolic process; low-density lipoprotein particle clearance; lipid storage. The record is from RefSeq and is a predicted model, not a curated record. The transcript has 11 exons. Gene Ontology annotation, molecular function: low-density lipoprotein particle receptor activity; low-density lipoprotein particle binding; scavenger receptor activity. The annotation marks the transcript as partial.
GGUUCGAUAUUUACCCAAAACAAAUAUCACAGAAAACUCUGAUGACACAAUAUCCUACAUGUUGCCCAACAUUGCUCGUUUUGAACCUGAUAUGUCUGUUGGGACAGAAAAUGAUACCAUCACGUGCCUCAACCUUGCUGUUGUUGCUGUACCUGCCUUGUAUACAAACACUUUUAUUCAACUACUAUUAAAUAAUUGGAUUAAAGCUUCUAAGUCAACCAUGCUGCAGAACAGAACAGUGAAAGAAUUACUGUGGGGAUACCAAGAUCCCUUCUUAAACAAGGUCCCCUUCCCCUUGGACCCAGUUCUGGGAGUCUUCUAUCCGUAUAACGGGACAUUCGACGGACUUUACAAAGUCUAUACUGGGAAAGAUGAUGUUAAAAAAACAGCAAUAAUUGAAAGCUAUAAAAACAAAAGGAAUCUUUCGUACUGGGAAGGCCACUGCGACUUGGUUAAUGGCACAGAUGGGGCAUCAUUCCCGCCAUUUGUUCAGAAGGAUCAGGUGCUGCGUUUCUUCUCCUCUGACAUUUGCAGAUCGAUCUAUGGAGUUUUCCAGGGCAAGCAGGAUGUGAAGGGGAUCUCACUCUAUCGUUUCACAGUUCCUCGUGAAGCAUUUGCAGCACCUGUUGAUGUUGGAGACAAUUAUUGCUUCUGUACAGAUCAAGUCAUAUCACAGAACUGCACAUUAGCUGGAGUCCUAGAUAUAAGUUCCUGCAAAGCAGGAAGACCAGUAUUUAUCUCUCUUCCGCAUUUUCUUCAUGCAAGUGAUUCUCUAUUGAAUGAUGUUGAAGGUCUGAGCCCAAAUGAGGAGGAGCAUGAGACAUUUCUGGAUGUAGAGCCUAUCACUGGUUUUACACUACAAUUUGCAAAAAGACUGCAAGUAAACCUCCUUGUGAAGCCUGCAGCAAAAAUUGAAGCUUUAUCAAAAGUUCAAAAACCCUAUAUUUUUCCUAUUCUUUGGCUAAAUGAGUCUGCAGUUAUUGGGGAUGCAAAAGCAGAAAUGUUCAGAAAUAAAGUCACCAGUCGGGUCCAGAUGCUGAGUGUGCUGCAGAUGGCGUUAAUGAUUGCAGGUUCUGUGCUGUUCGUCGCAUUCAUGGGUUCCUACUUCAUAUGCAGAUCAAAGAAACUAAAAUAAAAGACCAACUCACUAACCAAAAUAAGCUGAUGUUUCCAAAGGUCCACACUUCUGACAUUGCUAAGGAGGACACCAUGGAAACUAUGCUUUCAAAUAACUUUGAUUAUUUGAACCUUGUUACAAAUUUUAAAUGACAUUCAAGCAGACUGAAGUUGAGAUGCAGUUGGAUUUUAGUCCGCCUUCUGCCACUUAUGCAACUUGCUACUUUUUUCUUCUGGGAUUUGUAAGAGAAACGAAAGCCAUUUGCUGAUGUUCUGUCUCUGAGCACAGGCUGGGAAUGACAACACCUUUGAGCUCAUGCUGUGCUCUAGAUGCUCUCAUUGUAAUGUUUCUUUCUGUUCCUUCAAGGAAUGGAAGCUGCUGCAAUAGAACUGCUCUCUGUCCUCUAUUCAGGGAUGUGAAUUGCAUUGAAUGUGAAGUUUAUUAUGUAAAGUUACUAACUGUAAUACAUGAAGUUAAUAAAAACUUACUAAA